Perkinsus marinus ATCC 50983 is the source of this 173-nucleotide messenger RNA. RefSeq lists its product as hypothetical. The record is from RefSeq and is a predicted model, not a curated record. NCBI's taxonomy places the organism in Eukaryota, Perkinsozoa, Perkinsida, Perkinsidae. The transcript has a single exon. The annotation marks the transcript as partial.
AAACGAGUGCCUUCAUACUCCCCUCCCGUCGGUGGGUGCAACAUAACCUCGGCGUGGGCAUGCCGCUCCCCAAGUCACUGCGCCCGAAGCCUUUGAAGGAUUUCGUAGUCGUUAUUGGCGCCCCUAUCAUAUGGCAAGAAAAUGACACCGUGAAUACCAUGCAUGCUAAGUGA